GUCUCUACGAGCGUGCACGUGUGUAUGUGUGUGUUUGACGGAAAUAUAUUCUUCUGGAAUUCGUGGCAUUAACAGACACAAACAGAUAUGAACGUGGGGGCUAACUCGCCAGCCGGGGUAAGAUCCGAUGAAGGAUCACAGUGAGUAUGCUUACUAAUAACAAAUAACUAGAUUUUGUUUUCUUCUGUCGUUUCUUAAGCUUCGAAAAUGAGCUCCACGACACCAUACUCGUACAUUCUAAGCCUUUUGAUCCUUCUGACAGCUACAGAUUCUCUCGGCCUGAAAAUAACCGAAGUCUCCAUACCCCACUAUAUAGAAAAUGGGACAAAAGAGUCGGUUAUCUUAGAUUGUAGAUACGACUAUGGAAAUGACGACAAAAACUUAGUCGUGAAAUGGUUUCUAAAUGACGAUCCUGAGCCAAUCUACCAGUGGAUCACAGAGCUAAACCUCCGCCAGCCCUCUUACCGGCUUCAGGGUCGAAUUAACAUGAGCUAUACAGUAACUCCGUCCGCCAACCUGACCAGGUACCGUGCACUCAACAUCCUGCGACCAACAACAGACCUGAGCGGGAAAUACACCUGUAACGUCGCCUCAUUAGCUAGCGAAGACUCGGAGGAACGCCAGAUGACGAUUUAUGCUCCACCUAGGAGUUUUAACUUCAACUACACCAAAACGGAUAGAGAAUCGUCGAAUUUUACUUGUGUAGUAGAAGGAAUUUUUCCAGAGCCUCAGAUAUCUCUGCUUUUAACCAACCCAAACUUGAAAAGUGCAAAAUCAAUCCCGCUACACAAUAAGACUAUCUUCAGUAAAGGAACUUACAGUGUCAUGAGUUACAGAGAGUUGUUGGACAAAGAAUUGCCCAGUGGCGGCCCCUCGGAAUUACAGUGCGUACUAUUUAUUCCAGGCACGGACUUUCGUAGAGAAAAAAUAUUAUCUUACUAUCCAGAGCACCUGGCGGGCUCUGCUCUCCGCUUCUUCCCGUUCUGGAGCACAUCUCUAAUUACUGCUGCUGUUCUCCUUGUAUCGACUGUGCCUAACUUUAUAUAUAUAAGUUAAGAACCAGCUGGUAUGUGGGUCUCAUUCCCUCUGGUUGAAAAACACAUAAGAAAAAAAAUAUUGUUGCUGUUGUGAAUAAUCUGUACAUAAUGAACCAUUUUUAUGGCGUUUAACGUGUAGCUUGAAUUAAUGAAGGAUGCAAACUUUGGAUUAGGAUUAUCAGUUACUUUGAAAUAAACAUGGUGAUCAUAAACUUUAAUGUUUCUGUUAAAUAAAUUAUAUUGGUAAGAGAAGUUUCAAUUAUUUUGCUUUUACUAGGUAUGUUGUUGUAAAGAUGUAAUUAUAAAUAAAUAACAUGGCUUUAAAAAUCGGA
Messenger RNA from Limulus polyphemus (Atlantic horseshoe crab), 1369 nucleotides. RefSeq lists its product as uncharacterized. Lineage: Eukaryota; Metazoa; Arthropoda; Merostomata; Xiphosura; Limulidae. The record is from RefSeq and is a predicted model, not a curated record. Bases 208 to 1056 code for a protein of 282 amino acids. The transcript has 5 exons.